CCGUGUUUUUGUGCCAGUGACUACUUUUGCCCGGGUCUCCCGUUUCUUCCGAGUCUGGUUACGACUUCUUGUUCUUCUACACGACACUCCUUCUCAGUCUCUUUCAUAGAGCUGGUGCGAGUACGUGUACUCACUGCGCUGUUUUUGUACACAAGUAAGUGUUGUUAUUACGAUAAUAUUGCGUAUAAUCCUGUAUUCUAUCUUACUCUGAGGUGCAUGCCUUACAUCGACACCCCGUUCGGUGUAUUUGUACUGGCCCCUGCUGCGAAGUUCAAUUUCUGGAGUUGGGGCCGCCACAGUUACUCAUUUUGUUUUCAAUCUGUUUAUUUGGAGGUGCUAGUACACGACACUCCUUCGUGCCUGGGUGUACCCACCGACCCCGACGCACUUUGCUGCGAGUUCGUGCCGCACCCUGGUCCUGUAUCUCCCGAAUCGCGAACCUCUUCCUUCUACGUCUUUGCCGUCGUUGGCGAUACCUGUUCCAACUCCGUCUACUCUCGCCCUGCUGCAACUGAGUCCUCGUUGAUAAGAAAACGCCUGACAGUUCUUUCCUCCGAAAUCGUCUACUCUCGCCCUCUAGCUGCAAGUGAA
Messenger RNA from Geodia barretti, 591 nucleotides. The record is from the annotation of a GenBank genome assembly. Lineage: Eukaryota; Metazoa; Porifera; Demospongiae; Tetractinellida; Geodiidae.